Recurvomyces mirabilis is the source of this 1179-nucleotide messenger RNA. RefSeq lists its product as uncharacterized. The record is from RefSeq and is a predicted model, not a curated record. NCBI's taxonomy places the organism in Eukaryota, Fungi, Ascomycota, Dothideomycetes, Mycosphaerellales, Teratosphaeriaceae. The transcript has 4 exons. The coding region runs from base 1 to 1179 and encodes 392 amino acids.
AUGGAGGGCGUUCGUGGUCAUCUCCAGAAAUUCUCCACUCAGGUCGGCAGCUAUGUACCAGACUUGACAAGAGAACAUCUAUCAAAGUUCUCGGCUCAGCUAAACGGCUACCUACCAGAUCUCAGCCAGGAACACCAUCGUCGUAUCAGCAAUGAGAUAGGAAAGCAGCUGAGUGCCGACGAAGUUCAAGCUUAUCCCGAGUAUCCACAUGUGAAUUGGGAUCUCAAAGCGGAGAAGAAGGAGCGAAUCGAUGUGGCUGAUGGCAGAGGCGGUCCUUUCAAGCUUUCUUAUGAGCUUCACGGUAGAGGGCCAAGGAAGAUCGUGUUCAUCAUGGGUCUAGGCGGCUACAUGAAGACAUGGCAGCGGCAGACGAAAGACUUCGGACAUACUGAAGGCGACAAGUACACAUGCCUCAUUUUCGACAACCGUGGGAUCGGUGACAGCGACAAGCCACUUCUUCGCUACACGACCUCCGAGAUGGCUGCAGAUGCCGUAGAGCUACUACAACACGUCGGCUGGACUGACGAGCGAAGUAUACAUGUCAUAGGCAUAAGCAUGGGCGGCAUGAUUGCUCAAGAACUGGCCCUCCAAAUUCCUCAGCACAUCUGCAGUCUCAACUUCAUAUCCACAGCACCCCGAAUCGUGCGGACACUCCCAUACAUGGAGAACAUGCGGAAUCGGAUCAACCUCAUGUGGCCAAAAGCUCUCGACGCACAGAUCAGUAAAGUGAAGGCCGACUGCUACAGUGCCGCAUGGCUCAAGAAACCAGACGAGACAGAGUCCGUAGUGCAACCUUUCCCAACAAAUGGUGAUCGGUUCGCGGCAGGCGAGCUAAGCAAGCGCCUUGCGCCGGGCGUCUUUCAACCCAAAGGUUUCCUCUGCCAGCUCUACGCUGCAGGCUUUCACCACAAAAGCGAUGAGCAACUGAACGAACUUGCCAACGCUGUCGGCCGCGAGCGCAUCCUCGUGCUCCACGGCACAGACGACCAUAUGAUCGACUUCGUGCACGCUGAGAUGAUGCUAGCGGGCCUGGGAGGAACAGAGCGCGGUGUCAUCUUCAGUAAGCACGAGGGUCUUGGCCACGUUGCUCCAUUCGAGAUCCGGCACAAGUUUAGGGAGAUCAUUGCUGGACGGAUUGAGGUGACGGAGGGUUUGGCCAAGGUAGGAGAGAAGCGAUAA